UAGCUUUUCCCUUCACCGGUUAUGCUUAUCUGAAUCAGUGAUGAUAAACAGAUUCAUUCAUGCAACUGAAUCCUAUAUAAGCGUCUUUAAGUUGGAAUAAUCGCACGUGCAAGAAGAAACAGUGAUUAGUUAAAGAUGCUCAGCGCAUUAUACUUAUUGUUCGUGCUCGCCGCUUGUCGUGGUGAUCAAGGGGAUGUGUUCAAGGACACUUUCGACUUGAGUAGUGAAGAAUCGAUUGCCAAAUCGAUGAACGACGCCUUUGGUGAUUACAGAAGUGAACUCGGACCCCUUUUGGAAGGGUAUGUGAACAACUCUAACUUGGAUGCUGCAGUAGCUUUGCGAUGUGCUAGCAGGUUUGUAUCUAUUUGGAUGGUGAAACACGAAUGGUUGAUUGUUUUUAUCUGCUUCACAGAGCUGAUCCCGAUUUUCAAAUAUUCUACGAUGACCGAAUCUCAUGGCAAGAAUUGAAAUUCUCUUCAUCAAUGACCAUCGUAGUCCACGGUUGGCUGGAUAACUCGGACGAAGUUUGGGUUCGAAAAAUUGCUCAUGAAUUGCUCAAAAUUGACGACUCUACAAUUUGCCUUGUGGAUUGGAACUAUCGUGCACGUUUCAAUUACCGCCAAGCAGUCUUGGAUCACACGCCAUUUGUUGCAGAUUUAAUCACUAGAUUUGUCCUAUUUUCGAACGAAAAAGGUGUACCAUUGGAAAAAGUCACCUUCAUUGGCCACAACUUGGGCGCUCAUAUUGCCGGGCAAGCCGGGAGGAAUCUCGGUGGAAGAGUUGGUGAAAUUUAUGGUCUGGAUCCACUUGGGCCUUUGUUUCAGUAUCCAGAGGAUCGUGGAUUGCAAAAGCGUUUGGAUCAAAGUGAUGCGAAGUACGUUCAGAUAAUCAUCACUUCUAGGUACGAGUUGGGUCUUGUGAAUGGAGAAGGUCAUGAAAACUUCUACCCAAAUGGUGGUGAAUCGGCCGCAAACUGUCCUCUCCCGGAUACAGACUCAAAGGAAUUGACGAAUCGUAUUGCUUGCAGCGAGUGGGAGGCCACCGAAUAUUUCAGACAGUCACUGGAUCCCGACAAUGUCUACGAAGGAAAGCAAUGCUCGGAUUGGCCGUCAUUCCUAGCUCAUCGUUGUGACUUCAACAGAGAUAAUGUUCUGGGUAUAUACAGCUAUAGGAUUGGUGGAGAUUUCUAUCUGAACGCGGAGCCAAUUCUCCCCAAUUUUCCGGCUUUCAGCAGCCAUGCUCACUAGUUCAGUUAGGUAAACUUUUUAUCUUAUAAGAAGAUAUAAGUAUUUAUUGAAGGUGACGGUGAAAUAUU
Messenger RNA from Aedes aegypti (yellow fever mosquito), 1315 nucleotides. RefSeq names its product pancreatic lipase-related protein 2. Bases 384 to 1247 code for a protein of 287 amino acids. The record is from RefSeq and is a predicted model, not a curated record. Gene Ontology annotation, molecular function: lipase activity. NCBI's taxonomy places the organism in Eukaryota, Metazoa, Arthropoda, Insecta, Diptera, Culicidae. The transcript has a single exon.